Diachasma alloeum is the source of this 2696-nucleotide messenger RNA. It is a transcript of the gene ND-75, whose product is annotated as NADH-ubiquinone oxidoreductase 75 kDa subunit, mitochondrial. Gene Ontology annotation, cellular component: membrane. The transcript is spliced from 8 exons. Gene Ontology annotation, biological process: ATP synthesis coupled electron transport. The record is from RefSeq and is a predicted model, not a curated record. Lineage: Eukaryota; Metazoa; Arthropoda; Insecta; Hymenoptera; Braconidae. Bases 206 to 2395 code for a protein of 729 amino acids. Gene Ontology annotation, molecular function: NADH dehydrogenase (ubiquinone) activity; iron-sulfur cluster binding.
GAUUUUCUAGUGAAAUUUACAUAAAUCACACAAUUUCACAACCAUUUCCACCACUCAUCACCGCUCCAUUCUUUUCCCCCUCGAAUGCAUGGUUUUCUCAAAACUUUAGGGAUCACUUAAAACUCCAACAGUCAUAACAAUUAUCUCUGUGUCAAUUAAAUUGGGGUUAUAGAACCACUCACCUUAAUUUCGCAUUCAUUACAAGAUGUUGCGACUACCCCUAGUGCGGGCAGCCGGUCUGUCGACAGGCAGAUUGCGAGUAGCUGGAAUCCAAAUAUCAGCGAACAAGUGUCAAGUAGAUCAAGACCUAGUCGAGCUCUUCAUCGAUGACAAACCAGUGCAAGUGCCACCUGGAACGACUGUCCUUCAGGCUGCAGCGAAAAUUGGAGUUGAGAUACCGAGAUUCUGUUAUCAUGAACGAUUGGCUGUUGCUGGAAACUGCAGAAUGUGUCUUGUAGAGAUAGAGAAACAGAUCAAGCCUGUUGCAGCCUGCGCAAUGCCAGUAAUGAAAGGCUGGCGUGUGAAAACAAACUCAGACUUGACUCGAAAAGCUCGUGAAGGUGUCAUGGAGUUCCUCCUUGUAAACCAUCCCCUUGAUUGUCCCAUCUGCGAUCAGGGAGGCGAGUGUGACCUUCAGGAUCAAAGUAUGGCAUUCGGAAACGAUCGAAGUCGAUUUACGGACAUCGACUUCAGUGGCAAGCGGGCUGUAGAAGACAAGGACAUUGGUCCCUUAGUGAAAACCACGAUGACUCGUUGCAUCCACUGUACCAGAUGCAUUCGCUUUGCUUCAGAAGUCGCUGGAGUCGACGAUUUGGGUACCACUGGGCGGGGUAAUGAUAUGCAAGUAGGGACAUAUGUGGAAAAGUUGUUCUUGUCUGAAUUAUCAGGGAAUAUCAUCGAUUUGUGUCCAGUGGGAGCUUUGACAAGCAAACCCUACGCUUUUGUUGCGAGACCUUGGGAGACUCGUAGAACAGAUAGCAUUGACAUCUCUGACGCUGUUGGAAGCAAUAUUGUGGUGUCCAGCAGAACUGGGGAAGUCUUGAGGAUCCUACCGAGAGUUAAUGAGGAAGUCAAUGAAGAAUGGAUCUCAGAUAAAGCGAGAUUCUCUUAUGAUGGAUUGAAACGUCAGAGACUCAUCACUCCUAUGAUGAGAGUCAAUGGUAAAUUGGAGAAUGUUGAGUGGGAAGAUGCUUUAAUGGCUGCAGCUCGUGGCCUCCAGGAUGUUCCAUCUGGAAAGAGUGCUGUCAUCACUGGGAAAUUGGCUGAUGCUGAAGCACUGAUGGCUAUGAAAGAUCUGCUUAAUAAAUUGGGUGGAGAGGUUCUCGCUACUGAGCAAAAUUUCCCCAAGGAAGGGUCUGGUAUCGAUUUGAGGAGCAAUUAUCUGAUGAAUAAUAGAAUCCAAAAUGUCGAGGAGGCUGACGUUGUAUUGCUCAUUGGAACUAAUCCGCGGUAUGAAGCUCCGUUGGUUAAUACCAGACUGAGAAAGGGAUAUCUCCAUGGUGAACAGACUAUUGGACUGAUUGGGCCGAAGGUCGAUCUUACUUAUGAUUAUGAGCAUUUGGGACAGUCAGCCAAUGUACUGGAUCAACUAAAAAGUGGUCAACAUCCAUUCAGUGAAACUCUAAAAAAAGCGAAGAAACCAUUAAUUAUCCUCGGAGCCGAGCAAUUUGGGCGGAAAGAUGGUGCAAAGAUAUUAUGUACAGCUCAAGAAUUGGCAAACACUCUUGGGAAUACAACAAAAGCUCCCACUGAUUGGAAAGUCUUGAAUGUUCUCCAUACAAAUGCUUCGCAAGUUGCCGCUUUGGACAUUGGGUAUGGAUCUACUCUAGAAGAUGUGAAGAGUCUUCAGCCAAAAGUAUUGUUCCUCCUUGGUGCUGAUGACUCGAACAUUACAAGAGAAGAAUUUCCGAAUACUUUCAUAAUUUACCUAGGAAGCCAUGGAGAUCGUGGGGCAACAAUAGCUGAUGUUGUCUUCGCUGGGGCUGCAUACACAGAGAAAACAGGCAGCUAUGUCAAUACUGAGGGUCGUGUACAGCAGACUGGUGCUGCUAUAACUCCCCCAGGAAUGGCACGUCCUGAUUGGAAGAUUCUUCGAGCUCUUGCUGAGUUCUCUGGAGUUGAAUUACCUUAUGAUACUAUUGCUGGCGUUCGGUCGAGACUUGAAGAGGUUGCUCCACAUUUAGUCAGAUAUGGUGAUGUUGAACCCGCGAAUUUUUUCACUCAAGCAUUGGAAUUAUCAAAGAAAACUGGAGGUUCGUUCCUCCAAAACCCAGUAGACAUAAAGCAAAAAUCCCUUGACCAGUUCUUCAGGACUGAUGUAAUCUCCCGAGCCUCCCCAACAAUGGCUAAAUGUGUCCAAGCAGUUCUCAAGGAACAUCAGCCCUAUUCCAACUAGAAAAGCUACUUUACGAUAAUUAAGUAAAACGUGUAAAUACGUAGGAUUCUGUUAUGGCUUAGUAUGAUUGGUUAUUUAUAAAUCAUGAUUUUUUAAUUUGAAACUAUAAAGGGAACCAUUCGGAGGAUGUCUAAAGUUAUGUAUGAUGAAAUCAUCCCCAAUAAAUGAUUAAAAAAUGUUAAUAUCAAUGAAAUGAUAACAGAAUUCAUAGAUAUUUUAUAUUUAAUGUUUUCGUCAACUGUACAUUAGUCACAAUCGAUAAUUCUCAGAUAAUAUUCAAAUAAAAUUACAAAGAAGUUAA